This is a messenger RNA of Meloidogyne enterolobii, 405 nucleotides long. The record is from the annotation of a GenBank genome assembly. NCBI's taxonomy places the organism in Eukaryota, Metazoa, Nematoda, Chromadorea, Rhabditida, Meloidogynidae.
AUGAAGCACUUCACGGUUAAUCACCGCUACAACUUUGUUGACCCAAAAACUGCAGCUAACACGCAAAAAAUCGAACGUCUUUGGGGAUCUGCGAAAUGGAGGAAUAAAAAACAUCGGGGAACAUCGCGGCAUCACUUGGAAAGUUACUUGGCAGAAUUCAUGUGUAGACAAGAAGCUAAAGGGGAAAAUUUUUUUGAAUGGAUUUGUAAGAAAAUUGCGGAAUUUUGGCCUCCAGAAUAAUGUUUAUUUGUCAUUUUUUUGUUUUUAUAAAUUUAUUGCCUUUGACCAUUAUUUGCCUUUGACCAUUUUUUAAUUUUAAGCGGCAAUGAGAAAGGAAGGAAAGAGAAGAAAAAGGGGGGCAUAAAAAAUGGGGGGAGAUAACACAAGAGUACCAAGAAAAGUUCG